Lolium rigidum is the source of this 1032-nucleotide messenger RNA. Its product is annotated as putative anthocyanidin reductase. Lineage: Eukaryota; Viridiplantae; Streptophyta; Magnoliopsida; Poales; Poaceae. Bases 16 to 1032 code for a protein of 338 amino acids. The record is from RefSeq and is a predicted model, not a curated record. Gene Ontology annotation, molecular function: oxidoreductase activity, acting on the CH-OH group of donors, NAD or NADP as acceptor. The transcript is spliced from 6 exons.
AACCGGCGGGGAGAGAUGAGCUGCAGGGUGUGCGUCACCGGAGCCGCCGGCUACAUCGGCUCCUGGCUCGUCAGGAAGCUCCUCGACAGAGGCUGCGCCGUCCAUGCGACCAUACGGAACAUCGGUGACGAGAAGAAGACGGCGCUGCUCAAGGGGCUGCCCGGCGCGGUGGAGAGGCUGACGCUGUUCCAGGCGGACAUCUACGACGCCGUCACCUUCGAGCCAGCCAUCCAGGGCUGCGACUUCGUCUUCCUCGUCGCCACCCCGCUGAUGCACAACACCGGCAGCUCAAAGUACAAAGACACGACGGAGGCAAUCGUGGACGCGACACAUGCUAUCCUAGAACAAUGCGAACGGUCUAAAACGGUGAGGCGUGUCAUCCACACAGGCUCUGUCGUGGCCUCGGCGCCGCUCAGGGAGGAUGGCGAGGGCUACAAAGAGUUUAUGAGCGAAUCCUGCUGGACGCCGCUUGUUGUUCCCUAUGGUCACAGCAACGAAUUCUUGGACGCUUAUGUAUCCUCCAAGACCCUCUCUGACAAGGAGCUACUCAAGUACAACGACUCCUCUUCAUCCACCACGGCGAGGUCAUUCGACGUCGUCGUCCUGCUAUGCGGCCUCGUCGGAGGAGACACCAUCCUGCCCUACACCCCUGACAGCAUGAACACCAUGCUGUCGCCUCUCACCGGCGUCGAGGUUUACCACAAGAACCUAAGGUUCCUGCAGUCCCUCCUCGGCUCCGUGCCACUGGUUCAUGUCGACGACGUCUGCGAGGCGCACAUUUUCUGCAUGGAGCGCUUCACGGACAUCGCCAGCGGCCGAUACCUCUGCGCCGCGGCGUACCCCAACAUGCAGGAUAUUCUGGAGCACUACGCUGGCAAGCACCCGGAGCUCAAGCUGAUGAUCAAAGAGGUGGUGGGAGAGGGAGUGAGAGUGCAAGCUAAUACAAAGAAGCUUGUGGAGCUGGGGUUCAAGUAUAAGUACGGGGCAGAGGAGGUGCUAGAUGGCAGCCUCACUACUAGGAAAUCUAAAUAA